Drosophila hydei is the source of this 8429-nucleotide messenger RNA. RefSeq lists its product as uncharacterized. Lineage: Eukaryota; Metazoa; Arthropoda; Insecta; Diptera; Drosophilidae. Bases 766 to 7917 code for a protein of 2383 amino acids. The transcript is spliced from 5 exons. The record is from RefSeq and is a predicted model, not a curated record.
CGACGCAUUGCGCAUCGCUAGGCUUCUGCGCGUGUUCAGUGGCUGCGAACGUCGAUAAAAUUGCUAGAAAUUUGCUUUUCACGCGUUAUUUCAGCAACAAUAAUAGUAAAUACACAAAUUGUAUACAAAACUGUUAGUACAUGCAGUCAAUUGCCAAUGGCGCAAACCCUUGAAUUAAACAAAAAGUGAGCUCAAAAUAAAAAGCGCAGCAAUAGUGAAAAAAAAAUGCAAAACGCAAUGUGAGACGUGCAAAAAAAUUUCCUAUAUUCACGAUUUAAAGCAAGCGCAACAAAAUUUGUGUGCGGUAAGCAAAUACGCAUCAUUGUGAAAUUAAAGCGCUUGUUUUACGCCCCAUAUUACGCAUUCAAAUGCGCAAAUAUAUUAGAAAAUAAAACAUAAAUUGUAUAAGCGCUGAGACUAACGUCUGGCCAAUCUACACACAAGAGGAAGGUGUAGAUGGGUAAAGCGCAGGGCAAGGGGUGUUGUUCUUGUCAAGAAAAAAAAAAACGCGCGGUCGCCGCUCCGCUGGGCGCUCCAUAGCCGUGCCUUGCUCAGUUGUGCAGCGAGCGUCCGUGCUGUCGGUUGUGGUGACUCCUCUCUCUCUCUUUCUCUCGCUCUGUGUAUAUUUGUUUGCGCGCGUAAAUACUGCUGCGUGUCCGCCCCGGCAGCUGCUGCUACUAGCAGCACCUUACAGAAGAAGCGCAACCUAAUAAACAGUAAGCACAACGUCGCUGUACGGCAUGCAAAGCGCAUAAAUGCAAAAAGAUGAUGGAAACUUUGGAACAGCAACAAACAAAGAGCACGCCUAACAAUGAGCCCCAUGCGGGCGAGACGGAAACGACGCCGGCAGCCAGCGAAGAGGAUGACACAACAGAAGAGCACAACAUUGUGUGCGACCUGGAAAAGAAGGAGAAAAGCAACAGCCCGUUACGAGAGGUAGAUGUAAAAGAUGUAGCUGAGCAGCAUCAUCGCCACAGUCCUCAAGAGAAUGGACGGGACACUGAAGAGUCGGAAGUACCAGCUGAUCCGCAAGAGGCAAAGCAAGAUGCAUCUCAAAUGGCCAACAGUUUAAACGAGGCGUUUGAACUUCCAGCUAAAAGUACUGUGAAAGAGGAAUGUACAGUGGGCAAAAAAUCUGCAGAAGGUGACGAUUUUAAAGAGAAGCCGUCCACAUCACUUGAUGUCGCAAAAUCCUUGAUCGACAUUAAAGUCGAGCAGGCAAGUCCUAUACUUGCAAUCAAUGUCGAUGAUAUCGCUGAAUCCGGCUUGUCGGACAAGCCAAGAAGCCCCUUAGUAGAGAACCAACAGAACGGGGACAUAGAAAUGGAUUCACCGGAGAUGGAAAUGAAUGCUGAAACUUCUUCACCCAAUGAAUUAUCUCUAACUGAUCAAAUAAAAGUUGAAGAUAAAAGCCCGCUGUUUUCUGUUACUCCAGAUGAAGAAGUCUUCUCGCCGCCUGUGAUUAAAAUGCUUAUUGAGAACUCUCCAUGUGAUCAAAAUGUUGAAGAAAUCUCACUACCUGGGCGGAGUCUAUCACAAGAAGAAGAAAAUUGUACGCCUACAAUGAAAGUGAAUGAGAAAACAUCAAAUUCACCUGUUAGCAUGCAAGAGGAAGAAAGAUUAUCAUCAUCAUCAAUUGCGUUAAGAAUAUCCGAGAGUAUAAAAAAAGAAGGUCGAGAUUCCGAAGAAUACGCAGAAAGAGAAGGCCUCAGUGAAAAAGAGGAUAUUCAAGAGGAGGCAUCUUCCCCAGUAUAUAAACCUGAUGAAGUUGGAAGCGCCACUAUAGAUAGCGAAGUGACACCACCUGCAAAGGGUUCGUUACCUGUCUAUAAAAUCAAUGACUUUUCACCCGCCAGCAUACCUGAUGAUGAGGAAUCCUCACAAGACUUUAAUGCUGAAAUUAAAAUCGAGGAAGCCAGUCCAAAGGUGCCAAAAAUGGAGCGCAAAUUCCCCAUGGAAAUCAUAAAGAUUGAAUCUGAUUCUGAGGAUGAAGAUGUGGAGAUAGAAUCGGAAAAUGUUGUAGAUGAAAUUGAAGGUAGUGGAACACCUGCAGGCGAUAUCCAAAUGGAGCCAGAAGUUCAGCAAAGUCAUAAUUCGAUUAAGGAAAGGCAAACAAUGGAUACUCUGCUGACACCGCCACUAAAAGUAAAAAUAAAUGGUACACAUAUAGCAAACGAUGAAUUGCACGUGGAUGAGGAGGAACAAGAACAGGAGGACGACCACGCUCAGAAUGCAUUGCAACAGUCUGUGAUAGCAAGUGACGACCAGGAGCAGCAGCAACAGGAGCUGCAGCCAGAACAGCAUCAACAACUAACCAGAAGGAGUACCACCAGCAGCUCUGUCAGCUCUACAUCACAGCACUUGGUUAUUGAUCAGCCUGAGACCGAGCAGCAGAACAAGCAUCAGCAGCCGCAACUGGAGGAACUGGUCCAGGAUCAAGAAAUGCUGGUUGCAUUGAAGCGCAGGCGCAGCUGCAGCAACAGCGAUAGUGACCGGGAUGACAAAGACAAUGGCAACAGUAACACAAAACCUACAACCAAGCAUCGUUGCCUGGAAGAGGAGCAACAGCAGCAGCAGCCGCAGGCCUCUUCCUUGCUAUUGCAGCGUUUGCAAGCGCCGGCAAUGAACUGCAACGAGCUCGCUCAGCAGCUUAACUGUUUUAAGUGCAAUUUAAACAAUUUUGAGAACUUGCAGCAGCUAAAUGCGCAUUAUGCCCUGUGCAAACAACAGCCAGAAGAAGCAACACCGCCAGCAGAAACAAGUGCGGCAGCUGCAACUACAGCAAUAGCAGCAGAAACAUUAUUUGCUGGAGCAGCGACUAAUCUUCCAGGUUCUGUAGCUCUGCCAAAUCCAACGUCCACUCCUGCGCCCACCGUAAAGAAGGAGCGUUUCUUUCGCUGCGCACGUUGCAGCACUGUGCAUCAGUGUUGGAACUUUUUUCUGCAUAUGCGCGAGGUACAUCAGCGUUAUAUCUGCCUCUACUGCUCGCAUGUGUUUGCCAGCGUUGAGAAGUUGUCGCUGCAUCUGGAGAACAAGCAUGACAUGGACCAGCGUCACUUUGCCAGCAUUGAGGCCUGGCAGACGCUGCAGACUCAGGAGGAUCGUGCUCGUUAUUUAGUCUGCUGUAAUUGUCAGGCGAGCUUUGAGCGCGGCAGCCAUUUCGAUGAUCACGACUGUGCCGAGCUUAUGCAGCCGUGUGCGUUGUGUGGCCAAAAGGGAGGACAUGCCAAUGGCUGUCGUAAUGGCAGCAGCACCAACAACGCCAGCAGCAGUAAUCGCAAGAAGGCAGCUGCUCGGCGAAAACGUAAGACUGCAAAGUCCAAGCAGCUAGCCACGCAGCUCGACGAACCGCAAAAACCCAAUAAACAGCAGCAGGAGCAACUGCCGAACUGGGUAGAGCCUGAAGCGCAGGUGUCGCAGAUGCCGCCACUACCAGCCGCGUUGCCCGAUCAAAACAUUCCAGCACCCAUUGAAGAUGCGCCGCAAGAAGAUUCCGUGCCGAAGCUAGUGGUACCGAAGAUGAUGCUGCGCGUGCCUAAAGAGUUUCAGAAAUCUGUGGAUGCGGCGCUUAGUAGCACAGACACCGAGGAGGAAGACAACGAUGAACAGCCCUCAUCAACAGCUGGCGAUGGCGAAGGAGGUGCCGUGCCAUUGCUCACAGUGGAUGCAGUGCAGCAGCAGCAGCAACAAUUGCAGCCAACGUCGUCGCUGUCAGAGGAUACCGAAACAGCCACCGAGACGGCGUCUAUGUUUCAGGAAACAGCGCCCAUACCUGCUAAUGUGUUAUUAAACGAGCUGGAGGACGACGAUGAGGACUCGCCUACUUUAAAAUUGCCUCAUGUUCUGGCAGAAUUCGAGCGCACCAAAUUGGAUAUUGAACGCACUAUGGCCCUGAUGGUGGCGAAAAGGGAGUUACAAGAGCAGCAACAGCAGCAACUGCAACUGCAACAGCAGCAACAGCAACAGCAGCAACAGCAACGUCGCUGGUCUUUGACGCCUCCCGCAUCACCGCAUAAUCAGAAUCACAUAAAUGAAACGACGCAUGUGUCAAACGAGCAAGCGGAACACGAAUUGGAGCCCGAAUUGCCAGCGCCUGCUCCUGAGCGUCGCAAUACACUGGGCAGUGAAUGCAUGGAUCUCGAUGAUAGUCUAAAUGAGCAACAACAAUCCCCGCAAACAGAACACUCAGAGCCACUAGAAGCUGAGAUUGAGGCUGAACCUGUGGCAAGCCCACACUCUCCCCCACCGCCCGCAGAUGGCAUUGAGGUUGCUGGCGAGGACACGCAAACAGUGGAUCUACAGCUAGACAGACCCUUAGACAAGUUCGAAAUGGUUGACUUUAUACGCUUAUGCCUAAAGGCCGUAUAUCCGCAUUGCUUAUACUGCAACCACGCGCGCCGCAUCGCCGUCAAUGUUAAGCAGCUGGUGUUGCAUCUGAUUGGACAGCAUCGAUUUACAGCUACGGUGGACAGCAUCACAGCCGAGGAGCUUCUGGCUGAGACAAUUGUGGCCAGGCUAAAAAGUUAUCUACCGGCCUUGGAGGGCGACCAUUAUAUGAACUCCAUAAGCUGCUGCAGUUUGGAGGACGGGCGCUUCGCCCAGCCUUUCAACGAGCGCAUCUACGAGUGCUUCCAGUGCCGCUACGUUACGGCCACACACAAAGAGCUGUAUACGCACAAUCGACGGCUGCACAUAAAGGCAAACAUAUCGUGCUGCAUGUGCCGCAUGAACUUCUAUAGCUUCAGCGAGUUGCUUUGCCACAUAUGUCCGGGUUGCGUCUCGGGUAACGUGUUCGACGCCAAAUUCCGUUGCUGCCUGUGCGAGACGGCGCCACUGGCCUCCGCAUUUCGACUGAUGGUUCAUUUGCGCAAGCAGCAUCAGGCCUGUGAUAUCUGCCUGGAGGAUUGCCAUACUCAGGCCAAGCUCUCGGCUCAUGUGUGGAAGCACAAGCUUCUGCAUCUCUGCUAUCGCUGUGGGAUUGCGUAUCGCAACAAGCAGGACAUAUCGAAACAUUUAUUCUGGAAGCACGGCACAGAGAGCACCAGCUGCAAGCGUUGCCUGCAGAAGCGUUGGCGUCAUGUCUACCAUUUCUGUGUGCCCGCCACGCAAUUCACGUGCGAGCAAUGCCAGUCCACUUUCAGCAAAGCCAUUUACUUGGAGGUGCACAAACGUCAACAUGUGGGCGAUUUUCGUUACCCUUGUACGGAGGAGCAGUGUGAGGAGAAGUUUGUCUCGCGCAAGCUGCUGCUGAAGCAUGCGGCACUACAUGAGGUUAAGCAGCUACCGGCUCCCGUCGCCGACGACGAUGUUGACUGCAAUCUGAAGCCCAAAAUGGAGCAAGAAGAGAAGUAUGCGUUGAGCGGCGAUCAGGUAGAAGGCGAUGGGCAGCAGACGCAGUUGAAAACCGAGUGUGCGCAACUGUCCUCGCCCAACUCAAAGGCGGCGGAUGAUGUUGAUGCUAAGGCGGCAGCUAGACAAAAAGAUAAGUCGCCACAGCCAGCGCAGCAAGCGGAAGAGCAACAGGAGCAGAUACCACGUAAACGACACAAGAAAGCCAAACGCAACAAGGCGUCGCUGGAGGAUCUAAAUCUUAUUGCACCCAACUUAUCCGAGUCGGAUAGUAGUGAUGACAGCGAUUCAGAUGCAGGCCGCAGCACAGGCACACAGCAUGACUCCAACGCCCAUGCCUCUUUGCCAAUGCGCGCCUCUGUAGAUGAUCUGGAUAUGCCCCGGGUUAUGCUAUCGCCGGCAUCUGAAAGUGACAACGAGGAGCUGCAGAAGGAUCAGGAAUCCAUCAAAACAGAGACAGACCCAAAACAAGAGCAGUUGGACUCAUUGGAGCAUCCCAAAGAUGAAGUACAAUUGGCUAAAAUGGAGAAGGCGGAGCCCCAAGAAGUGCCAGACAUAUGGAAAAACCUGCUGCAGCAUCAGCCUUCCUCGGUGGCUAAAAGUGAAGCGAACGACAUGGAUGUUUUGGUGGAACCCACUGCAGAGCAGCGACGUCCUGCGAAAAUGCACGUCGCCAGUUCCGAUCAUGAUUAUUGCAAAAUGCAACGCACUCCACCGCCCACGCCCGUGCCCUCGCCUAAGAAGUCAUCGAAUGUGGCGCCCGGCAAGGCGAAGGCCGACAAUGCGUCCAGCGAAAGUGACAGCUCUAGCAGCUCUAGCUCAAACUCAGAUUCAGACAGCUCAAGCUGCUCGUGUGGAUCGAAUUGUAGCUGCAGCUCCAGCGGCAGCAGCUCUAGCGAUGAUGACUCCGACAAUGAUUCGCAAACUUCCAAAAAAAGCUCUAAGAAGGCGCCGAAGAAGACGGCGGAACGGCUGCAGGAAUCCAACAAAAGCGAGGAAGUUGUGAAUGUGACUAGCAACAACGAGGAAGAGGUGCGUCCUGUGAUGCCAUCGCCCAAAUCACCAAUCUACAAUGAAUCCGACUUCGAUACGGCCAUUUCGGACACAGACGAGGAAUUCUACGAUGCACAUCCUCAGAAAAUGGCCAGCCAAAUGUUGGCGCAAAAGCGCUUGGCGCUGCUCUCGGCGCAUGCGACGGAGGAGCAGCCGCAUGACAGCAACGGCAACUAUGACAUAGUGGAAAACAGUCGUCCAUCGACGCCAUCGCUGCCUGAAGAGGCCUCCGCCUAUGCGGACAAGCGUGAGCGUGUGGCCAAGAACAAGAAGAAGAAACGCGAACGCAAAUCGACGUGUAAAUCAGUCAAUCAACCCAAAUUAACGGCCAGCACGGAGCAAAUGGUGGCGCCACAGCAGCUGCUGCCCCACGGUUUGACAACUACCGCUGUAGCAGAAGCUAUUGCAACACCGCUGCUGCAGCACCAUCAGCAACAGCAGCAGCAACAAUUGCUGUUGCCCGAGUCCCCAUUGACGCCCCUUACACAUCGACCCAGCUGGCAGCCUCGCAUGAGCGAGGGCAGCAGCUGCUCCGAUGCCGACGGACAGCUAAAGCGCUCGAAGCGCACAAGGCGUCCGAAUAAAUUCUAUGGGUAUACGAGCGAUGAUGAGAAUAUGAGCUGUGUCUUGGCCCCGCCUCUGCAGGUAGGCAUGCAGCUGAUUAAGCCCCAGCCGCCGCCACAGCUGACCUGGGCCAAGGAGGAUUUGCCGACGCCCCCCAAGCAGCAGCGCAGUCGCAGCAAUCAUGGCGAGCAUCAUCAUCAUCAGGCACAUCGUCAUCAUCAGCCGCACCAUCAGCAGCAGCAGCAGCAGCAGCAACAUUCGCAUUUACACAGCAAUGGCAACACGCGCAAGCGAAACAGACGUGCUCCAACCGGCGGAGCUGGCUCCGGCAGCGCUAAACGUGGCGCCAAGCGUGUCAAACAGCAGCCAGCGGCACCUCCAGCUAAACUGGAGCAGCUGCAGCCACAAUUGCCGCCCAUACCCACGCUCAAGAUACGGCCGGCCCUGCUGCCCGCCAGCGCUGCGGCCAGCGACAGCAGCGAUAGCAGCUCGGAUGAGGAUGAGAGUGCCGAGAUUAAUGUGACCAGCCUGCAGCCCAUACAUGCCCCGCUGGCGCCCAUGUCGCAGCUAGUGACACUGCCUGCGCCGCUGCCCGCACCACCGCCACCACCACCCGCAACAACAGCUUUCAAUCAGCCCAUACCGCCAGCUCUGCUGCCCAAUCCGGACUUUGCUACGCUGCAAUACUUCAAGGCAAACAAUAUACGCUAUCCAAUUCGUCCGCCAGCCGGAGCUCGAUUGGCUCGUGAAGGUGAAUCGGUGUAUUGCUAUUGUCGCUGCCCUUACGACGAGGUCUCCGAGAUGAUAGCCUGUGAUGGCGACAACUGUCUCAUCGAGUGGUUCCAUUUCGAAUGCGUAGGCAUCAUGGUCGCGCCACAGGGCAAAUGGUUCUGUGCCGAGUGCCGACCCAAAUACUCUGAGGGUCUCUAUCCGGGUGUUAAGUCCAAAUAAUAUUCGGAACUCUGUACAUAGUUCUAGAAUCUACUUUAAGUUACAUAAAUCCUAACUAUCCUACAUAAUAAACCCCCUAUAGCAACAACAGCAAAAACAACACCCACAACAGAAUGGAUUACGCUUAUUAAAUGUUAAAAAAUACUAUUCGAUGUCUCCAAAACUUCGGAAAACAGAAAACAAAAAUAUACAAAAAAAUACAAUUAAAUUCAAUGCUAAGGGAAGGCAGAUAACGUUAUGGAAUAUAUAUGUGUAUAAUAUAUAAUAUAUAUAUAUAUAUGUAUAUACAUAAAUAAAAUUAUAUCGAAGACGAAGUCCAGGCUCAAAUGCGUCUCCGGCAAACUUGGCUGCAGCAUAAACUAAGCUAAUCUUAAAUAUAUUAUUAUGCAUACGAUAAACGUAUAUAUGUAAGGAAUUCUAUAUACAGAUAUAUUAUAUUUUUUUGUAAAUAUGUGAGAUCUAUAUAAACGUUUAGACUUAACUUUACCCCAGCAUCAGUAGCUAUAAUUAUG